This is a messenger RNA of Impatiens glandulifera, 1981 nucleotides long. Its product is annotated as cationic amino acid transporter 8, vacuolar-like. Gene Ontology annotation, molecular function: amino acid transmembrane transporter activity. Bases 73 to 1845 code for a protein of 590 amino acids. Gene Ontology annotation, cellular component: plasma membrane. The transcript has a single exon. NCBI's taxonomy places the organism in Eukaryota, Viridiplantae, Streptophyta, Magnoliopsida, Ericales, Balsaminaceae. The record is from RefSeq and is a predicted model, not a curated record. Gene Ontology annotation, biological process: transmembrane transport; amino acid transport.
GAAAUCAUACUCCCCUUCCCUUCGUCUACAUUCAACGAACUUCUUCUUCUUCAAGUUCUUCAAUUCUCUUCUAUGCAUACUAGAGACGAUACUGAGAGACUAAUCAGACCCACCAUGGAAGAAGAACAAUCCACACGAUCCUAUUGGCGUUUCAGUAAGCUCGAUUUCUUCCCUGAAUCAUCAUUCCAAGAUUUCCCUUCUUACCGUUCCGCCCUUUCCCAAACAUGUCGCCGUCUCAAAGACCGUUUCUCCGCCCGAUCAUCCGAUUCCACCGAACUCGUAGAUCUUAAAAAAACAAGCGAAAACGAGAUGCAUCGUUGCCUCACUUGGUGGGAUUUACUCUGGCUUGCAUUCGGUUCAGUAGUCGGAUCAGGCAUUUUCGUUAUCACCGGUCAAGAAGCUCACAAUACCGCCGGACCCUCCAUUACAAUCUCCUACGCCGCCUCCGGCUUAUCCGCCCUUCUAUCCGUCUUCUGCUACACCGAAUUCGCAGUCGAGAUCCCCAUCGCCGGCGGCUCAUUCUCCUAUCUCCGUGUAGAAUUAGGCGAUUUCGUAGCAUUCAUCGCCGCCGGAAACAUCCUUCUUGAAGCAGUCGUUGGCGCCGCCGGCCUAGGUCGUUCAUGGUCAUCCUACUGCGCUAGUAUCUUCACUUCAAACACAGAUUUCUUCCGUUUUAAAAUCGAUUCGUUCGCAGAAGGUUUUAAUCUCUUAGACCCACUUGCCGUUUCAGUUUUAGCAAUCGCAAACAUAAUCGCUAUGACAGGAACCAAACACACAUCGUUGCUGAAUUGGGUCAGUUCCAUGAUCACCGCUGCUGUCAUAAUCUUUAUAAUCAUAGUUGGAUUCAUCCACGCAAACCCCUCAAAUCUAAACCCAUUCUUCCCCUUUGGAGCAGAAGGAGUUUUCGAAGCAGCAGCCGUUGUUUACUGGUCUUAUACAGGUUUCGAUAUGGUAGCAAACAUGGCGGAAGAGACGAAGAAACCGUCAAGAGAUAUCCCAAUAGGUUUGCUUAGCUCAAUGACCAUAAUAACUGUCGUUUACUGUCUAAUGUCUUUAGCAUUAACAAUGAUGGUUAAGUACACUGAAAUAGAUGUUAAUGCUGCUUAUUCAAUUGCAUUCGAUAGAAUUGGUAUGAAAUGGGCUAAGUAUUUGGUUAGCAUUUGUGCUCUUAAAGGAAUGACGACAAGUAUGUUAGUAGGUUCCAUGGGCCAGGCUCGAUACACUACUCAAAUCGCUCGAGCCCAUAUGAUCCCACCGUGGUUCGCAUUGGUCCACCCAAAAACAGGGACGCCAAUCUAUGCUUCCUUGUUAGUUACAAUCCUAAGUUGCAUAAUCGCUUUGUUUACUAGUUUGGAUGUUUUGUCGAGUGUUUUCUCGGUCAGCACACUCUUUAUAUUCAUGAUGGUUGCGGUUGCUUUGCUUGUGAGGAGAUAUUAUGCUAAGGAUGUUACGGGAAAGGUUGAAUUUUCGAAGUUUAUGGUUUGUUUGUUGGUUGUGAUUGGUUCUUCGGUUGGGAUAACAGUUCUUUGGAAUUUGAAUAAAAGAGGUUGGAUUGGGUAUUCGAUAUUUGGGUCGAUUUGGUUUAUGGGUACUUUGGGGAUGUCGAUGAUUCGUAAAUCGAGAGAACCAAAGGUUUGGGGUGUUCCUUUGGUUCCUUGGCUGCCUUCGAUUUCAAUUGGGAUGAAUUUGUUUUUGAUUGGUUCGCUUGGUAAGGUUGCUUUUAUUAGGUUUUUUGUUUGCAGUGCUGCGAUGGUUGUUUAUUAUUUGUUUGUCGGUCUUCAUGCAACUUAUGAUCUUGCACACGACCACGGGGAUAAACUUCAAUUGUCGAAGGACGGUUUCUAAAGCUUUAUUAUGUUGGUGGUGGUUGUACAUGAAUUAUUCAAGAAUUGUAAAAUAAGAUUCAAUCUUUCCUACUUUAAUUUGAUAGCCAAAUGAUAUUUGAAUUUGAAAUUAAUAAUAUUAAGAGCUAGUUUAUCUU